This is a messenger RNA of Notolabrus celidotus (New Zealand spotty), 6104 nucleotides long. RefSeq names its product glutamate receptor, ionotropic, AMPA 4a (gene gria4a). The record is from RefSeq and is a predicted model, not a curated record. Gene Ontology annotation, molecular function: transmitter-gated monoatomic ion channel activity involved in regulation of postsynaptic membrane potential; AMPA glutamate receptor activity. Bases 63 to 2786 code for a protein of 907 amino acids. NCBI's taxonomy places the organism in Eukaryota, Metazoa, Chordata, Actinopteri, Labriformes, Labridae. The transcript is spliced from 19 exons. Gene Ontology annotation, cellular component: plasma membrane; postsynaptic membrane; dendritic spine. Gene Ontology annotation, biological process: synaptic transmission, glutamatergic; modulation of chemical synaptic transmission; monoatomic ion transport.
CUGAGGCUGGAGCAGGACUCUUGCAGCAUGAGAGUUUUCUGAAGGGAUUAAAGCAAAGAAAAAUGAGGAUUAUUAUUUUUUCCUGGCACUUUCUCGGGCUGUUUUCCGCCCUGUGGGGGCUGGCGACGGGGGCUUUCCCCAGCUCGGUGCAGAUAGGUGGGUUGUUCAUUAGGAAUACUGAUCAGGAGUAUACAGCGUUUCGACUCGCCAUCUUCCUUCACAACACCAGCCCCAAUGCUACGGAAGCUCCCUUUAACCUGGUCCCGCACGUCGACAAUAUAGAAACGGCCAACAGCUUUGCUGUCACCAAUGCAUUCUGUUCCCAGUAUUCAAGGGGGGUCUUUGCCAUCUUCGGCCUUUACGACAAGCGCUCAGUGAACACGCUGACAUCGUUCUGUGGGGCCCUGCACAUCAGCCUUGUGACGCCCAGCUUCCCCACCGAAGGAGAGGGCCAGUUCACCUUGCAGCUCCGGCCGUCCAUCAGAGGGGCUCUGCUGUCACUGCUGGACCACUAUGACUGGAGCCGAUUUGUCUUCCUCUACGACACAGACAGAGGUUAUGCAAUACUGCAGGCAAUUAUGGAGAGAGCGGGUCAGAACGGAUGGCAGGUGAGCGCUAUCUGUGUGGAGAGUUUCAAUGAAGCAGCAUAUCGGCGACUUUUAGAAGACUUGGACCGUCGCCAGGAGAGGAAAUAUGUCAUUGACCUGGAGCCUGAGAGAUUACAGAGCAUCCUCGAACAGGCUGUCAGUGUUGGGAAACAUGUAAAAGGUUACCAUUACAUCAUAGCAAACCUGGGUUUUAAAGACAUAUCUCUGGAGAGGUUUAUGCACGGUGGCGCAAAUGUGACUGGUUUCCAGCUGGUGGACUUCAGCAGAGCUAUCGUUAUUAAACUAAUGCAGCGCUGGAACAAACUGGACCAGAGAGAAUACCCUGGAUCUGAAAGCCCACCUAAGUAUACCUCAUCUCUAACUUAUGAUGGCGUCCUUGUGAUGGCCGAGGCCUUCCGCACCCUUCGCCGUCAGAAAAUUGAUAUCAGCCGUCGUGGCAACGCUGGGGACUGCUUGGCCAAUCCAGCUGCUCCCUGGAACCAAGGGAUAGACAUGGAGCGUGCUCUCAAGCAGGUGCGCAUUCAGGGUCUGACGGGAAAUAUUCAGUUUGAUCACUUCGGUCGGAGGGUCAACUACACCAUGGACGUGUUUGAACUGAAGAGCAACGGGCCACGUAAGAUUGGCUACUGGAAUGACAUAGACAAACUUGUGCUGGUCCAGACCGAAAACACUCUCUCCAAUGACAGCUCAUCCAUGGAGAACAGAACAGUAGUCGUGACAACCAUCAUGGAGGGUCCCUAUGUGAUGCUGAAGAAGAACUGGGAACUUUAUGAGGGAAACGACCAGUUUGAGGGUUACUGUGUGGACCUGGCUUCAGAGAUCGCCAAACACAUCGGAAUCAAGUACAAGAUCUCCAUCGUACCAGAUGGCAAAUAUGGAGCCAGAGAUCCAGAGACGAAGAUAUGGAAUGGCAUGGUGGGAGAACUUGUGUAUGGGAAAGCAGAAAUUGCUGUGGCCCCGCUGACCAUCACUCUGGUGAGAGAGGAGGUGAUCGACUUCUCGAAGCCCUUCAUGUCUUUGGGAAUAUCAAUCAUGAUCAAAAAGCCCCAGAAGUCCAAACCAGGCGUUUUCUCUUUCCUGGACCCGUUGGCCUACGAGAUCUGGAUGUGCAUAGUGUUCGCUUACAUCGGAGUCAGUGUGGUGCUGUUUUUGGUGAGUCGCUUCAGUCCUUAUGAGUGGCAUGCGGAGGAGCCAGAGGAGGGCACAACAGAGCAGGGCCCCACCGAUCAACCCCCCAAUGAGUUUGGCAUCUUCAACUCUCUCUGGUUCUCCCUGGGAGCCUUCAUGCAACAGGGCUGCGACAUCUCGCCACGGUCCCUGUCUGGACGUAUAGUUGGAGGUGUGUGGUGGUUCUUCACCCUUAUCAUCAUCUCCUCUUAUACAGCCAACCUGGCUGCCUUCCUCACUGUGGAGAGGAUGGUGUCACCCAUAGAGAGCGCAGAGGACUUGGCCAAACAAACAGAAAUAGCCUAUGGGACGCUGGACUCAGGCUCUACGAAGGAGUUCUUUAGGAGGUCCAAAAUAGCCGUAUAUGAAAAGAUGUGGUCGUAUAUGAAGUCUGCUGAACCAACUGUAUUCACCAAAACUACAGCAGAGGGCGUGGCAAGGGUGCGCAAAUCCAAGGGGAAGUACGCCUUCCUCCUGGAGUCCACCAUGAACGAAUACACGGAGCAGCGCAAGCCCUGCGACACCAUGAAAGUCGGGGGGAACCUGGAUUCCAAAGGAUAUGGGAUUGCAACACCGAAAGGCUCACAGUUAAGAAACGCGGUCAACCUGGCCGUUCUAAAGCUCAACGAGCAGGGCCUGUUGGACAAAUUGAAAAACAAGUGGUGGUAUGACAAAGGAGAAUGUGGCAGCGGGGGAGGGGAUUCCAAGGACAAGUCAUCCCAGGCCCUGAGCCUGUCCAAUGUGGCUGGGGUCUUCUACAUCCUUGUGGGCGGCCUGGGCCUGGCAAUGCUGGUGGCCCUGGUCGAGUUCUGCUACAAGUCCCGGGCUGAAGCCAAGCGCAUGAAGUUGUCCUUUUCUGAAGCCAUGCGGAACAAGGCCCGUCUGUCCAUCACAGGAAGCGUGGGGGAGAAUGGUCGCGUCUUGACGCCAGACUGCCCCAAAGCCGUGCAUGCUGGCCACGCCCCCUUCCGACACCCAGGCCUUGCAGUGGUCUCCUCUGGACUGCCCUGAAAACCAAAAACACCUGCCGUGCCUUAAUGACACACCAACAUACAGACUGGGACAACAACACACAGAUACACACACAUACACACAGACACAUGCAUACAUAGAUACAUACACACAUAUCAUUAUCAUGCAUUAAAAAACACAUAAAUAAGACAAAACAGUUUCAGAUACUUAAAUGCAAAUACUCAGAUAAACACUGAACACACACACACUGCGCAUAACCAUCUCACUCUCCUGCUGCCAUUGACUUCUUUUACAAGAGACAAGUGAAGUACAGCUCUGGAGAGAACAAUGAAGAAAAAAGGAAAACAAAUGACAUCUAUGACUAUCACACUUGCCUGCAGCAGUCAUUCGAUUAUUUUGGGAGAGGAAACCAUCCUGAUAUCAUCAAAGCGACAGGAAGCCAGCACAGACUGACUUGAAAUGAACUGUGAACUGUGAACAUGACCACAAACCUGAUCAUGAUGAUGAUAGUGAUAAAGAUGACGAUCACAGCUGACGGUAUGAAAAAAAAAACAACCCACAACCAAACAACUCUUCUCCUGCUCUGUCGUCAUUAGACGAUGUUGGCCAGUAAGCCACAACCCCUCUUGACAACGCCUUACUAAGACUACAUUUUCAUCAUCAUCGUCAUCAUGGUCAUCUUAACUUGCCUGCAGAGACUGAGUGCCAGGUUUUAUCACCCUUAGAAGACCAGAAAACUGUAACCUUGAACGUUCGGACUGUGCAAACCCACUACUUUUUGCCAUGGACUGUUCAAAUUGAAUGAAAAUGCUUUCUUACUACUAGCAUCUAGAAUGAUUUCUCACCCCGUUCUGGUGAGAUUAUCAUGCCAGUAUAGAACAGAAGUAACCUCCAAACACGUACAUGCGGCUGAUCUCAGCGGCAGAAUUCGCAGGGGUUUGUAAAAGAAAAAAAACACUGUAAUGAUUAAAGAAGUCCUUCAUCAACAGCAUCUUCAUGACAGUAGAAAUGCUAGAUAGCAUAGAGGUAAAGGAGAGGUAUAAACUGUAUAUUCAGCGAUGGAAAGAAAAAAUUGAAACACAGGAAAAUCUCACAUGACUCCCUAACGAUGUGCUUCUCAAGCUAAAACUAGAACCUUACAAAGGUUUGCAAAGUGAUUAAUUGAGGAAGUAAUUGUGUUUGGGAGAAAAAAAAAAACGUUAAACAGUGGAAACAAAUUGUCGGCUUUAGUGAUUUUUCCAAGUAGCUAGAAACUGAAAAAGGCAGAUCAAAGUUCUUUCACUGAGUUAAGCUAUUUAUUUAAAGGUCAUAACAACAUUGAGAGUCUAUACUAUGUGCGCUUCACUCUACUUGAAUUAUGACGAUCUAUAGUUACUAUUUUGAAUUGCUCUAUAAGUAAUGGCAGUGUGGUUGUCAUCUGAGAUCUUCAGUGUUUUUUCCAGCGGCCAGGGAAAGGUAUCAUAUCAGAAAGCUUGCUUUUUAAAACUGUUGUAAAUAACUGCGUAGCAAAACAGAACUCACCUGUCUUUUUUAAUCAUCUUAGAUAACAAUUCAUUGCAAUAAUGAAUCUAAAAGAAAAUGCCACUACUUGUAAUUAAGAUCAGAUCUUUUUUAUGAAUCUACAUAUUAUAUAUAAUACAAAUGAAUAUAUAUCUAUACGUCUAUAGAGAGCUAUAGAAGACAUUGAUCACAGAUUGUCAGAGGCCAUGGCAUACAUUCUGUUAUAUGGCUGUUUUUUUGAUAACUUGAGACUAUUAAAAUGCCACUGUCUAUGUGCGUCCUACACUGAAUGUCCAUCUGGCACUCACAUGGACACACACGUACAGUAGAAACGCACGCACACACAUUGUUGCAUACACAGGGUCAGCUCAGAGUGAUCACUCCAUCACCAUGAGAGGUUCGGGCAACUUUUAUUUCUGCCUGUUUGUCUGUUUUCACAAGUAGUUCUUCACUGUUUUCCAUUGUCUAACAGUUGUUUUCACCCCUGUAGUCUUCUGUUGGUGGGCUGUAAAUGUCCCUGAAACAGCAUGCAGAUUCCAGCGUGCAAUACUGGAGCACUGUAUACUUUCUGGCCGGCCUCCGGACAGAAGGGGUCAUAAUGGUUUCAGUGCAGUAUGAAAACAGAGCUGUCUGACAUUUGGAGAGUGUAGCGUUUGUGUUGAAUUUUCACAUCGCCUCAGUGCUUUUUGUUAUUUGUCUCACCAGAUGCGAGUCAGCUACAGAUCAAAAUCCCACAUGAUAGAAAGCUACAGUUUGAGGAUUGGAGCUACAGAUUGAGAUCAAAACUGAGCUAGGUUUGCACUUUUUGUGGAUCUGUUAAAUUCUAAAAAUUUGUAUGAAACCAUAUGGCAGUCUGUUUCGGCUCAUCCACUUGCUGCCAGCCUUAGGUCGAGGAAAUAUACUCGCAUUUGUACCUGAGGAACAAUUAAGAGAAGAAAAACUGUAUUUUUAUGGACAUGGGUGCAAUUUUGCUUCUUUUGUUGCAAUACAAUUGAGCAUGCUGGUGAAACAUAGAGAUUGUGCCAUAUUACAUAUAGGGAGUAAUACUUCCUCAUUGUCUUUGUUAAUUAUUAUUAUUCUGCUUUUAUUGUGUCCUACCUCCCAUCUCUGGAAUCUUCCUUGCUUCUUUUCUCAUCUAGUCUUACGUCUUUUGCUUCCUCCUGACUCUGUCUCCCUUCCUGUACCCUCUGUAAGACAGAACGAUCUGUAUAAAGUGCAUUUCAGCAAUGACAAAUUACUUUCUGCCCUGUUACACUGCAAAAUAAUGGGAUAGAGAUGAAUUCAAGACCCAAGACACCAACUGACAAUCUGAGUUUUAUCUGGUUCUUUGUUUGGAACAUUGCAAACCUUUUACUUUGUAACCUUUCACAUUUCGCCAAAAAGAGAAAAAAAACACACACCGAAGAACUUCAACUUCUUACAUAAACUCACACACAUACAUCUUCAUGUGUCAGUCCUGCAUCAUGUGUUAAAGUCACAUCCAUGAAAGGUAAUGGCUGAAUAGAAUAAGGUAGACAGUUUCUCCCGCUCAGCCCAAGGGAUCAGUGCAGCAGCACUGCAGCAUCCAGCACCAGAGACAAAGUGAAAAUGGUGAAUUUCUAGAGUGAACGCAUUUAUGUAAUGACGGGUAACACUGAUCUCUCUAUCACGACACCAGACACACCUGGCAGUUAUACCAAACAUAAAACUGUUGUGUUUAUUUAUUUGCCACCUCCAGAACAUUAGAUUUCAUGCAUCGACAGCAAAAAGCUGACCGCCGGGCUGUCAACACUCUGGCUUUCACACACACUGUUUCUUUGCGUCUUUAUUUCUGUCUUUCCAUUUGGUUUCUUUUUCUAGUAAAACAUCAAUGCUGAA